CCGCCCAAGUGUACCCGGAUGUGCGCCUGCCGGCGCCAUGAUGGGUGGGUGCAAGUGCGCAGCUGUCGCCAUGGGGAGGGAGGGAGCGCGGCCGCGUCGCUUCGCGAUCGGGAAAGCCCCGGGCGCUGGGAGCAUCGGGACGGAUUUGUGUUAAAGAGGAGAGUGCCGCUGGGUUUCACUCAGGAAGGAGUUCCUGUGAGGAACCGGCUGCUGAGCUGUCCUGACGGACAGACCCCGUGUGGCACCGGCGCUGCGGGGCAGGCGGAGGACGGGCUGCAGGGAUCCGAGAGUUCCGGUACCGCCAUCCCGCUAGGCCCCACCGGCUAGUACCGCCCGGCGCGCGCCUCGGGGAGUGCGUAACUCGCGUGGUGAUUGGCUCCCGCCCAACGAGGGGGCGGAAUUAGAGGGCGAAGCCGUGCCGGGAUUGGCCGGAGUGCGGGGGGAUCUGUCAUGUGAGCCUGAAUUGGCUGUCGCUGAGGGAGGGGAGGGCCGCAGGCGAUUGGCUGUGGUGCGACGGUGGGCGGGGCGCAGGAGGCUAUAAAAGGGGGCUCUUGGCGGGCAGCGCUAGUUCGGCGGCCGGUUGUGUUGGGGGUUAUUGUUUGUGCCCUUAUCGCUGCUGCGAGGAUGUUCGAGGCGCGGCUGGUACAGGGCUCGGUGCUCAAGCGGGUGCUGGAGGCCCUCAAGGACCUCAUCACCGAGGCCUGCUGGGACCUGGGCUCGGGCGGCAUCAGCCUGCAGAGCAUGGACUCCUCGCACGUGUCCCUGGUGCAGCUCACGCUGCGCUCUGAGGGCUUCGACACCUACCGCUGCGACCGCAACAUCGCCAUGGGCGUCAACCUCUCCAGCAUGUCCAAAAUACUGAAAUGUGCUGGCAAUGAAGACAUCAUAACUCUGCGAGCAGAAGACAAUGCGGAUACAUUGGCUCUAGUGUUUGAAGCACCAAAUCAGGAAAAGGUUUCUGAUUAUGAGAUGAAGCUUAUGGACCUCGACGUGGAGCAGCUUGGAAUUCCAGAACAAGAAUACAGUUGCGUGGUGAAAAUGCCUUCUGCUGAAUUCGCGCGCAUCUGCAGAGAUCUCAGCCACAUUGGCGAUGCAGUUGUCAUCUCCUGUGCGAAAGACGGCGUGAAGUUCUCAGCUAACGGAGAGCUGGGCAACGGAAACAUCAAACUGUCACAGACCAGUAAUGUGGAUAAAGAGGAAGAAGCUGUUACAAUAGAGAUGAAUGAGCCUGUCCAACUGACCUUUGCUCUGAGGUACCUCAACUUCUUUACCAAAGCCACCCCCCUGUCCCCCACAGUGACACUCAGCAUGUCUGCAGACGUUCCUCUUGUUGUGGAGUACAAGAUUGCCGACAUGGGACACUUAAAAUAUUACCUGGCUCCAAAGAUUGAAGACCAACAAGAAGGCUCUUAAUAGGAGCGGGACUGAGGGGAGAUGACAACCAACUUUGAGGAGGAAAUGGUGUUUUUAGCAAUUCCAGUGCGUUGCAGCAUCGUAUGAGCACCGUUAGGCAUUUGUGUAGAUAUCUUUGUAAAUAUUUUUCGCCUUACUCUUUUGCUAUACCCUUGUCAUUGGAAAUAGGAAAUUUUGUGUUGGUUUUGUUAGGUUUUUUUUUUCUAGUCUGUUCCUAUACUUCCAAUAAUCUCUUUAGAUGUUGCCUUAAGGUGAGAUAUCUUACUCCUCUCAACCCGUGUUAGAGAAGGGGUGCAAUAUUUAAAAAGCUGUUUCCUAGUCUGUCACCUGUGGAAUUAGUUGACCUGUAGGGUUGCUGUUCAAUUAUGCCACGACUUUAUUUGCCCUUCAUCCGUUUAUUUUCGAAGCCGGUAUUCUGCAACUUGGAAAAUGGAAAUAAAGUCUAUAAUUUCAUGGGUUUUAUCCUGUUUAAA
Messenger RNA from Columba livia (rock pigeon), 1886 nucleotides. RefSeq names its product proliferating cell nuclear antigen (gene PCNA). Gene Ontology annotation, biological process: leading strand elongation; regulation of DNA replication; mismatch repair. Gene Ontology annotation, cellular component: PCNA complex. The coding region runs from base 625 to 1413 and encodes 262 amino acids. The transcript has 6 exons. Lineage: Eukaryota; Metazoa; Chordata; Aves; Columbiformes; Columbidae. The record is from RefSeq and is a predicted model, not a curated record. Gene Ontology annotation, molecular function: DNA polymerase processivity factor activity; DNA binding.